Molecule: messenger RNA, 2649 nt
Organism: Saccostrea echinata
Lineage: Eukaryota; Metazoa; Mollusca; Bivalvia; Ostreida; Ostreidae
Exons: 6
Coding region: 1-2493 (830 amino acids)
Source: RefSeq, a predicted model, not a curated record
AUGGCUCUCAAGGUUUUGGAGACCAAACAUUGUAAAUGUCAUGAACACGAAGAAACCGUCAGAAGUCUGCUGUAUUGCUUAUUGUUUGCCGACGAUUACGUCUUAGAUGUCAAAAAAGAUUCGUGCAAAAACCUUCUUAUGAAGAUCAGAAAUAGAUAUUUCGUAGACGCUGCUGCAUCAGAUGAUACUGACAUGAAAAAUCUUCCAGAUGAUUACGUGGAAAUGCAUGACGGUUUGUUAUCUUUUACUUGCAAAGAAAUUCGACAUGAUGUCAUGUAUGCAUUUAUUACGGAGUGUCUAGUAGAAGAUAGUGAUCUUGAGUUUUUUCUGACUACUGCGUCACGUUGCGUGAUAUCGGAAUACUGUAGAUCGUGGAAAUAUAAGAAAAGAGAAGACGAGAGAUGCCUUUAUAUACCAAACAGACCACAAAAGAUGUAUGACCUCUUUAUAGAUAAAAUGGAGAUGGACAUCAUCAAACAUUGUACUGUGUCAGAUAGAAGCAUUCAUUCUAGAAUAAAGGAGCGUUUGUCAGUCCCAGAAGAAAUAUUUAAAUGGGAUCUGGAGGCUAGAAAGCGAUACGCGGAGUAUGCUGGUAGAGGAACACAGACUGUCCAUCAAGCUAGAGGGAUGAUUGUAGGUUGUGCUGGGGCUGGCAAGACAACGCUACUGAGACGACUGCUCAGAUGGAGUGAGGAGAAAAUAUUGAAUGUGACACCAACCGAAGGAGUAGAUGUCCACGAAGAAAUUUUUGAGAUUGGUGAGGAAGGGAAGUUAUUGAAAGCUCAGUCCUUGGACGGUACGCAAGUCAAUGAAGAAAACCUAGAAGGAUAUGUUAGAAAGACCUUAACGUUCUUUGAUUUUGGAGGACAAUGUGCAUAUUACGCAUGCCACCAGAUUUAUUUGACCAGAAGAGCCUUCUACAUAGUUGUUGUAGAUGCUUCUAAAUGCUUGGAUGAUGUCGUAGAUGAAAAUGUAUGCGAUCAAAAAAACAGCGUUUUCUUUGGAUGGACCUAUGGUGAAUACUUUGUUUUCUGGAUAAAGUCUAUUCAUACAUAUUGUGGAACAGAAUCGGAACAGGACCAUCAACCAGUCGUUAUCAUUGUAGCUACACAUUGGGAGAAUGAUCAACGAUUGUACAAGAAUAAAGAAGAAUUUAUAGAGAAAUUGCAAGGCAAGAUACCGCGAAACGCUAAUUUGCUGCAAUACAUUAGAGAAGACCGUUGCUUUUUAAUACAUUUUCCAGUAGAACCUCUUGACAAUUUAGAAGAGUACAUCAGAAACAUUGUUAGAAACAAAAGGUGGGAAGAAAAGAUUCCGAAGGAGUGGGCCUAUUUUGAACUUGAAAUUAACCAGAAAAAAGGUAAUGAAAAAAUACUGAACGAAUUAGAUACAGCAACGAGUAUGAGCAAGAAUGAGGAAGGCAGUUCAGGCGACACCAUUCAAGAACAAAGAGAAAAAAAGGACAUGUUAAGAUUUUAUCAUGAUACUGGAAAAAUCCUGUACUUUAACGAAGAAGGCUUAGAUAAAUUAGUCAUUAUUGAUGUACAAUGGUUUAUAGAUGCUUUCAAAAAAAUUAUAACAGACAAACUACACAUGAAAGGCAUUCCCUGCUCAAAAGAAAAUUUGGAGGACUACUACGAGACUGGAAAUUUAAAAGAUCAAGUUUUAACAGACAUUUGGAAACAGAUGAAAAUCUUACGGGAACAAAGAAUAAACGAUAAAAGUAAAGAUACUAAAGAUGAUGCAAUGGAUGGAAAUGAAACUGAAGUCCCUGAUAAUGCAUAUUUUAAGCCUGGAAUCAGCAAUCAUAGAGAACAUCCAAAACGAGACCCUGUUAAUGACCCCCGAGAUUUUCUACUCUAUAAGCCGUCAAUCUUGACUUUUAUGCAGAGACUUGGUUUGGUAGCCACUGGUGAGGAAGCUCACUAUAUACCAUGUAUGAACCAUAAAAUCUUUGAUGAAGAAACCCAAAAUGUAAUUCAUGAAUCAAAGGUCAAAACAUCCAUUUUAAUUUUUCAGUUUGAAUUCCUUCCUUACUUUUUUUUCUUUCGCUUGGUUGUGGCCUGUAUGCAAAAUAAAGAUUGGAAGGUACUCAAAAGUCAAAAGUCGUGCCUUUAUAGAAAUGCAGCAUUGUUUUCGUCAGGUGACCACCACAUUGCAAUUGCCGCCACAGCAACUUCAAUUCAGCUUCAAGUUUACCAGCCAAAACCCGAAUGGUCUUUAGAGGUUCACAAAACUAUCGAAAUCCAGAGUGUGACCGAAAAGAUAUUGGAGAAUAUCACAGCUACUUUUCAUAGGAGAAUCGAAUUCGUUAGAGGAUAUAGCUGUAAAUAUGAAACUGAUCAAUUAAUAACAAUGGAAGUUGACGACAGCCAUUUUAUCAGAGAGCAAGACAUUGUGAAAGGAGAUAAUGAAUUAUGCCCAAUACAUCAAACUAAAGAUCGUCAUUUUGUCAACAUGAACAAAUUGACCAAAUACUGGAAGAAAAUAUAAACAAGUAGUAAAUAAAUACAUAGUGUUGGAUUUUCAAAUACAUCACUGAACAAACACUAUUAACUGAGCUUCCAAAUGUUUUCUCCUACCACACCAUUAUUAUGUAUAUGUAGUUAAUUUUUGACAUGGAAAGCUGACCAGAAACAUAAUGUUUAA